This is a messenger RNA of Penicillium riverlandense, 1059 nucleotides long. RefSeq lists its product as uncharacterized. The transcript has a single exon. Gene Ontology annotation, molecular function: oxidoreductase activity, acting on the CH-OH group of donors, NAD or NADP as acceptor. The record is from RefSeq and is a predicted model, not a curated record. Bases 1 to 1059 code for a protein of 352 amino acids. NCBI's taxonomy places the organism in Eukaryota, Fungi, Ascomycota, Eurotiomycetes, Eurotiales, Aspergillaceae.
AUGGCAGAGAAUAUAUCUCUUGUGACGGGUGCGAGCGGGUUUAUCGCUAGCCACGUUGUUCAGCAGCUGCUGGAAAAGGGCCAUACGGUCCACGCUACCGUUCGCAGUACCAAAAACGGAAAGAAGAUCAAGCACCUCCUUGAUAUGCAGAAGCGAUGGCCCGGCAAGCUGAUUUUGUUCGAGGCAGAUUUGCUCAUGGCUGGCUCGUUUGAAGCUCCCAUGAAGGGCUGUUCGGUAGUAUAUCAUAUUGCCUCGCCCUUUUUCAUCGAGAACAGAAUCCGUGACGGGCAGAAAGAGGUUGUUGAGCCGGCUCUCAAAGGAACACAGCAUGUGCUUGAUGCAGUUCAGAAAUGUGAGACUGUCAAGGUUGUUGUCUUGACAUCGUCAGUGGCGGCUGUUUUUGGCGACAAUGCCGAUGUACUAGGAAUGAAGGACAAAACACUCUCCUCCGAGUAUUUCAACACAACCAGCACCGUCAACUACAACUCCUACCCCUAUUCCAAGGUGGCCGCUGAGAAAGAGGCUUGGAAGCUAUACAAAGCGCAGCCAAGCCCCCCACGCUGGAAGCUGGUAACUAUCAACCCUGGGCUCGUCUUAGGCCCGUCCUUGUCUCCAACAUCCGAAUCUGGCAGCCUGUCUUUACUUGACCAGCUCCUUCGCGGUCAGCUUUUUCUCGGUGUACCAGAUAUGUGGUUUGCAAUUGUUGAUGUGCGAGAGGUCGCAACUGCCCAUAUUCAAGCUGCCCAGAUUCCGGAUUCUGAAGGCCGCUAUAUCCUGGCCGACAGCAGAACAUACAGUUUUGUGGAAGUUGCUCGCAUUCUACGAUCUAUCACUCAAUCUUGCUGGAUUCCGAAAAAUAAACUCCCGAAUACCUUGGUGCGGAUGUCUGGACCAGUGCUCGGAUUAAGUCAAAAAUGGCUGAGGCUGAACCUGGGGAUCCCUUUCGACAUCGACAAUCGUCUCAGCUUGGACCAGUUGAAGAUAAUCUACCGGCCUCUGGAGGAGACCUUGGCGGACCAUUAUCGGUCCUGGAAACGUGCCCAGAGCUUAUCGCACUAG